Molecule: messenger RNA, 1973 nt
Organism: Photinus pyralis (common eastern firefly)
Lineage: Eukaryota; Metazoa; Arthropoda; Insecta; Coleoptera; Lampyridae
Product: RNA-binding protein 28-like
Exons: 3
Coding region: 153-1940 (595 amino acids)
Molecular function (GO): RNA binding
Source: RefSeq, a predicted model, not a curated record
UGGUACAACAGACACCGCCACAUUACUCCACGUGCUUGCUGUCAAGUUUGUUAUGAAAUGUUUAAUUCCAAAUUUAAAAAUUAUUGAUAUUUGGACCGAACGCCCUACAACAACUUUAAGCCGUCUCAUUACACAAGUAGAGUAUAAGAAAAAUGGAGCCUACAGGUAAACCGAAAAAGAAAAAUCAGUAUGUCAGAGAAAAGAUCAAUUUAAAAAGGAAAUUGUCCAAGAAAAACAAGCACCGAGCACGGCUGGUUGUUCGUAAUUUACCUUUCGAAGCGACCGAAGAAGGUCUCCGCAAACAUUUUGAAAAAUUCGGCGAAAUUGAUGAGGUUAAGCUGUUGAAGAAGGAAGACGGAGUACUUUUAGGUAUUGGGUUUGUACAAUUUAAACUUGUUCAAAAGGCUGCUAAGGCCAGGCAUCAUUUAAAUGGGAAACCGUUUUUGAACCGCAAUAUUGAGUGUGAUUUUGCGUUACCCAAAGAUAAGUACGAGAAGAAAGAUUCGACUACGACUCCUGAUCCUGUCCAAAUUAAAGAUGAACCAUUGGAUGAUGCUGAAAUUAAGGUUGAAAUAAAGGAGGAGGAUAUAAAACAAGAAGACGAAGACUUGGAUGUUACUAAAGAAGAAAGAGAAUCUGAAAAGUCAAGUGAUAGUGAUGAAGAAAAUCAAGAUGAUGAAGAUGAAGAUGAUAUUGAAUUUGAUGAAGAAAUUGAAGUAAAAGACGAAGAAAAACCUAGAAAGAUCUCCAAUGAUGUAAAUGAAGGGAAGACUAUUUUUAUUAAAAAUGUACCAUUUGCUGCUACUAAUGAAGAUAUAAAAGAGUGUAUGUCGCAGUUUGGUCCAUUGUACUAUGGUGUCAUUUGCAUGGAUCAGUUAACGGAACAUUCGAAAGGAACUGCUUUUGUCAAAUUUAAGAACAAAGAAGAUGCAGAAGCUUGCCUGGCGAACAAGGGAAUCACUUUGAUGAACAGUGUGUUAGAAUGUGAAAGAGCACUAUCGAAAGAUGAAUUAAAGUCAAAAUCAGAAAAGAAGGAGAAAGGUCCAAGAGAUUCGAGAAACUUAUACCUUGUUAAGGAAGGUGUUAUCUUGGCAGGAACUAAAGCGGCCGAAUCAGUGUCCGCGACAGAUAUGACCAAGAGACUACAAAUUGAACAGUACAAGACGCAAAUGUUGAGGAAUUUAAAUAUGUUUGUAGCUCGCACUAGGUUGGUGGUGCACAAUAUUCCCCCUAGUUGGAGUGAUGCCCAACUGAAACAGCUGUUUUUAAAACAGUGUAAACACCCUGGAACCCUCAAGGAGGCAAAGAUAAUGAGAAAUAUGCGUGAUGUAGAUGCAAAUGGCAUAGGAAGAUCUAAAGAGUUCGGAUUUGUUGCCUUUACAACACAUGAUGCAGCACUACACGCCCUUCGCGCUUUGAAUAAUAAUCCCAAUAUAUUUAGCCCAACAAAACGUCCGAUUAUAGCAUUUUCUAUAGAGAACAGAUCAAAAUUGCGCGCGAAAGAGCGACGUUUACAAAAUUCGAAAUUGAAAAACCCUACCAGCAAGAGCUACGAUCCAAAUACAGUUAGUAAACCUUUCAAAAAAGAUAAAGAAAAAAGAUAUAAACAAGACAAGCCAGCUGAAGAUACGCAGGAGGGUUUGCAAAAAUUUUCGGGCACAAAAGCAUCCUUCGGUGCUUCCAAGAUGAGGAGCAAGUUUAAUUUACGCACCCAAGCUCAAGUACACCACGAGCAAGUUAAAAAAGAGAAAAAGAUGAAGAGGAUGGAAAUCGCGAGGCGACCAGUGAAGCAGAAAGAGAAGAAAACGAAACCUUUGAAACAGAAGUUGAACAAGAUGAAAAAGGAUGAUAAUUUCGCGAGUUUGGUUAAUAGUUACAAACAAACGCUUCUAAAUGCAAAUUCGGCCGAUACGACUAAGAAAAAAAAGUGGUACGAAUAAUUAUAACUAUCUACAAUAAAUUUUUAAACAACA